Molecule: messenger RNA, 1656 nt
Organism: Neoarthrinium moseri
Lineage: Eukaryota; Fungi; Ascomycota; Sordariomycetes; Amphisphaeriales; Apiosporaceae
Exons: 3
Coding region: 1-1656 (551 amino acids)
Biological process (GO): protein import into peroxisome membrane
Cellular component (GO): peroxisomal membrane
Molecular function (GO): protein-macromolecule adaptor activity
Source: RefSeq, a predicted model, not a curated record
AUGUUCUCGGCCACGCGAAGAUGGUUCCAGCGCAACCGGACCCCCAUUGCCAUUGGCGCCGGCGUCAUAGGUGCUGGCUAUCUGGCCACCCAGUAUGUGCUGGCCAAGAUCAAUGAUGCCCGCGAGCGCAUGAGCAGCGACCGCAUCGCCAAGGAGAAUCUGCGCCGCCGUUUCGAGCAGAACCAGGAGGACUGCACCUUCACCGUCCUGGCCCUGCUGCCCACCGUCACCACCAACAUCCUCGAGGCCAUGAACACCGAGAAGAUCACGCUGGAGAUCCAGCAGAUGAAGUCUGUCAAGGCCACGCGGACCGGCGAGCCAUCCGCCACCCCGCCGAGCAUUGCCGACACCACCAUGACCGAGGACGAGGGCAGGAGCACCAUGAGCUUGCAGAGUGACAGCGGCGUCCACGCGAGCCAGGUUGCCUUGCCACCCCCGGCCGCAGCCGCAGCCGCAGCCGGAGCCGGCGAAGGUAACCAAGACGGCGGCCAGGCUGCCCAGACGGCCCAGGCGCCCCAGAAACCGAGGAGGACAAAGAGACAGCUCUGGGACGACUUGACGAUAAGCUCAAUAACACGGGCCAUAACCCUGAUCUACACACUGACCCUCCUUACCAUGUUGACGAGAGUCCAGCUCAACCUCCUCGGCCGCCGAAGCUAUCUAUCGAGCGUCAUCUCGCUGGCCACGGGGACCGGCCAGUCCGGCAUAAGCCUGGAAAAUAAUGAUGAUGAUAAUGCAGAGCAGGACUACGGAAACGACUUUGAUAUCAACCGAAAGUACCUUACCUUCAGCUGGUGGCUACUGAACAGGGGAUGGGUCGAGAUUAUGAAGCGCGUCGAGGAGGCCGUCCGCGAGGUGUUCGGACAUCUCAGCCCGCGCGACGUCCUGAGCUUCGAUACCUUCUCCCAGCUCGUCAUCGAAGUCCGGCGGAAAGUAGAGGCACAGGCCGACGGCGAGGCAAAGGGGUCGAAGUGGCUGCCCCUGAUCCUGCCCCCGGCCGACCAGGAGGACUUUGUGCUGAGGGAAUCCGGGGUCCUCGGCGACAGCGCCACCGCCGAGACGGCAACCGGCACCUCGACGCCGCCGGCCUCGCCCACCCCCUCGGCGCUCCGACGCAUGCUGGACGAGACGUCGGACCUUAUCGAGUCUCCGGCCUUCGCGCACGUGCUGACCCGCCUGCUCGACGCCGGCUUCUCUGUGCUGCUGUCCAAGAAGCUGCUGCAGGGGGCCUUCGACCUGCCGACCGCCAUCCCCGAGCUCGAGGAGGUCCGCGGCGACGAGGACCAGCCCACCACCAAGGCCGUGCUGCUCCCCAAGAUCCUGUCGGUGCUGACGCGCCAGGCGCACUCGAUCGGCAACGGCAUGCCCAACGAGUACCUGCAGGAGAUGGAGCAGGUGCGCGACCUCGAGGCCUUCGCCGCCCUCGUCUACUCGAGCAACUGGGAGAACGAGAUCCAGGACGACGGCUUCGUCAACGUCGCCCGGCCCGAGGGCGCGAGCCCCGCGGUCGAGAGCCUCCUGUCGCCCGAGAGCGUGAAGCCGAGCCAGGUCUCGUCCACGGGGCUCGCGGACGAGAGCGUGGUCUUGGUCGACCGAGACCCGUCGACGCAGUUCUCGUUCGAGAGCGCGUGGGAGAAGGCCGUGGAGCAGAAGUAG